Molecule: messenger RNA, 1460 nt
Organism: Pangasianodon hypophthalmus (striped catfish)
Lineage: Eukaryota; Metazoa; Chordata; Actinopteri; Siluriformes; Pangasiidae
Exons: 5
Coding region: 421-870 (149 amino acids)
Source: RefSeq, a predicted model, not a curated record
AGAGUGAUUCAUUAUUACACAAAGUUAUUUCAACCGAAAUGUUUACACAAGAAACCAGAUACUGUAUAAAGCUAAGGGUUUUAUAAUCAGGGACUUCACCUGUGCAGGCAAACGUCUCUGUCCUUACAAACCAGUUACAAUCUCAGCACUGUCUUUCUGUGUACUGACUCCAUGGAGACAAAUAAAGGUAAAGACACACACGCGCACACACACAGACAGACAGAGAGAGAGUUGUACACACUUGUAGGACGUCCUCUGUUGGCUUUUGUCACUAUGUAAGUCUGUAGUUAACAACAUUAACCUCUCACUGUAGCACCAUGUGAGUUUGUCUUACUACUGAACAUCUGAACAGGAGACAAACACUCCAGCUAUGAGAUCAACUCGAAGAAGCGAGGUUUCUCUCAUCAAACUCCAUUAGACAUGUUUGUGACUGUGAUACUUGGAGAGAAAAGAGCUGAGCUGCUCAACCUCAACUGCCGCAUUGUAAAUUUUAUCCACUGUCUCAAAGAGAAGUGCAAACUGGAUCCACAAGUACAAGUGGACUUGCUGGACCGAACUGGAGAGAUAGUGCACUUGAUGGAGAUGGAGCACAGUGUGGAUCUCGUCAGCACUUUGCUGAAAGGCCGACAGAGCUACAUCGUAUUGAGUGUGUCACGCUCUGAGGGCAGCGAGGAGCUUCAGUAUUCUGCAGUGCAUGAUGGGGAUUUAAGGAAAAGUCAUCCAGAGGUAGAAGUGAUGUUGAGGAAGCUGUCAAAUCUUUCCAAAAAGCGAGACAAAAGGUCUGCUCUGAAGAAAGGAUCUGUCAGUCAUGUCAAGACUAAAGUCACUUCCACCUCCACUAAGAGCACUACUUCGGCACCCGGGAGCUGAAAAAAGAAACACUUGAGCCGGAGAUAUUACAACUUUAAAAAGUCACACUCGCUGGCUGUGGCCUGGGGUACGCUGUCUGUCUCCUACUGUUUAAAACCUUGUUACAUGCCAAAAAGUUCCCACAACAGCAGCCUAGAAGGAAAAUGUAAUUGGUUUUCCUUUUUCCCACUCUGGUUUUGUUUUGUUGUUUUUUUCCCCCCGCAUGUUUCUCUGCAGUUUCCACUUGUGUGUGUGUUUUUUUUUUUUUUUUAACAUAUUUUUAUUCCCAAUCCCUCACCCCUAUUUCUUUGUUGUGUCCCAGACAUCCAUUUCAAGUCCAUACCUUGACUCUGAGUGACUGAUACACACUAGUCAUGUUUUUACAUCAUGUAUGAAACCACAGCAUUUAAAAAAAAGAAAUAAAUAUGAUAUUUCUGUAAGAUAUUGUGUGUUAAUUAAACGUUAAUGACCAAUCUAAGAAAAUAAAAUCACAUGCUGUUGUCUCUGUGUAUGUGUGGGUUUCCUCUGGGAUGUCCAGUGUUCCUGGGAUAGUUUCUGGAUCCACCACAACCCUGACCAGGAUAAAGCACUUACUGAAGAUGAACAAUGAA